Messenger RNA from Drosophila elegans, 5816 nucleotides. It is a transcript of the gene Rfx, whose product is annotated as DNA-binding protein RFX2. Lineage: Eukaryota; Metazoa; Arthropoda; Insecta; Diptera; Drosophilidae. Gene Ontology annotation, molecular function: DNA-binding transcription factor activity, RNA polymerase II-specific; RNA polymerase II cis-regulatory region sequence-specific DNA binding. The record is from RefSeq and is a predicted model, not a curated record. Gene Ontology annotation, biological process: regulation of transcription by RNA polymerase II. The transcript has 8 exons. Bases 1628 to 4324 code for a protein of 898 amino acids.
ACUGCUCUGACCACGGGGAGAAUAUGGAAAAAUUCCACGCGUGGUAUGCCAUUUAACUGCUCCACCCGAACCAGUCGAAAACCAUCCGUACAUCAUCGUCCCGAAAAGCCUCCCACACCAAUUUUACCUCGAGUUCGGCCAUUGAAACUCCCACAUCUCCAUCCCAAUGACGAUGGAAGGGCAGCAAGCGAUUUGGUUGGCCAGGAUACAUCCUUCAGCAUCCUGAUCCAGGGGUUGCAGAGCGAGCGAGCGAGCGAGAGAGGUCGAUGGCGGAAAAGAGACGGAGAGGCUGCCUGGCAACCGGUGCGGAGUGGGAUUGGCCAGGCGGCGUUGCCUUGACGCCGUCGUCCUGUUGCCAUCCCGCUCGCGUAUCCAGCAUCCCAGGACUCACCAGGCUACCCCCUGGUACUCUCACCCACCACUGCUCGACCACCACUUGUGCAGAUCCCUGAAAAUGCGACUUUGAGCCCGGAAUUAGCCAGCGCACCGCUUGAAAGCAGGAGUAGAAGGUCGUUGAGUGGGAGUGGGAUGAAAAAACCUGCUCGAGGGUCUGGGUUGGAUUACCCGCUUCGGGCACACGGAUCAUAAUAGCAACCACCACCCACCCAACAACCACCCAACCACCCAACCGCCCAACCGCCGAGGCAGCAGCCGCCGUUGUUGUAAUUUAAUUCGUUGCUGCGCCGCCGUCGUCGUGAGCUCGCCAUCAUCAUUAUUUUCGGAGGCAUAUUGCUAGGAUAACAUUUGAUUUUGGAUUCAGUUGUAAUUCUACCGUUCGCAGGCACUGGUUGCUCCGUUUCCACGCCAUCCGCCGUCCAGCAUCCGGCCUUCGAUUCCGGCCUUCGAUUCCGGCCAUCGCAACCCAAACCCAAGCUCAAGCUCAAACCCAUAACCAACAAGCAAACAACACACAAAUACAAAUACCACCCACUGUGAAAGGAGAAAUCUGAAUUGAGCGUUGCUUGGUCAAGGAUUUCACUUUCGCUUUCUGUGUUGGCCAGUUGCCAGAAGCAACCGGGUUUCUUCUCUGCUUACAACACCAGUGAAUUCAUAAGCGUGACUUUGUGUACUUACAAUAAAUGUCAUCGUUGGAUUCCUACAUGUGGACAGACAACAUUAGAACCUACUUCUGAAACUGCGUUUUAAAAAUGAUUGAAACCAAAGCCUUGGAUUAUAUUACCUUGAUGAUCUAAUGAUUGGCUUUUUACCUCUGGUUUUUUUUAAAAAUUAAGAUUGGUUGCCCAUCUUUGGACUUUCAACAAAUUCAAUUGGCAUAAUUAAAAACCUUUUUUGCAUUGGAACCUAUGAGAUCAUAAUUGGAACUUAGAUAUUGGAUUGUCAACUUUAAGUGACUAAUCCUGGAUUCUUAAACGAACAUCUUGAUUACGAGAUCUAUAAAUAUUAACUGGUAUUUAAAGAAAUCGUAAUUGGAUCUUUGGAAACUGGUUUGCAGUACCAAUCUGUAGUAUGUGUUGGCAUGCGAAAUCAAGUGCUACCCUCUUAAAGAAUCUCCAUCUGGAUGUGGUGGAACAUAUAAUAUUCGGAAUAGUCUGAAAAGCGCUGAGGCCACCUCCCAGCGUAGGUUCCACCCAUCUCAGCAGCCUACGCUCCACUUCCGGCCAAACGAAUGCAUUCGCGGUACGGCUUUGACUGCCAAACGCGCCAUCACCACCAAACGCAGCAGCUCCAGCAGCACCACCAACAUCAUCUUCUCCCCUUGGAAUCGCCGCCAACGCCGUCAGUGAUCAGCCCCACCUCCGCUGCGGCUGUGGCCUACUCGAAUCUCCUGGAGAAGUGCCGCUGCAAGCAGUCCGUGGCCGCCAGGCCCGCACCCGCUCCGCCGCCCGCCCAACUUCAGCUGCAGCUGCACCACCAUCACCACCACCACCACCAUCAGACAUUCGUGGCCAGCGCCAGUGCAACUAGCUACACCAACUGUUCCGGGAUUGGAUUGGGAUCGAGAUCGGGAUCGGUUUCGGGAUCGGGAAGUGGAACAGGUAGUGGGACCACUGCAUCCUCCGCAUCGGCCAACUCCACUUGUGUCGCGGGAAGCAACAUUUCGGGUGGAUCGGCCAGCAGCACCACCAUGUACCACCACCACCAUAGACGUCACAACAACUUGUCCUAUUGCGGCGUUUCCGGGCAGGAGCAGAACUAUCAAGUGCAAUAUGUGGACUCGGAGCUGUACCACAGCAACUCCAGCCAGACGCAAAUGACGUAUCCGUUCUGCCCGGUGGGGGACUACCAGGGCAACGGCCAGACGGCCUACUACUCGACCAGUACGGGUCAGUACGGAGCCACCUCAUCGGCCGGGGGCUCCUCCAAUGGGGCCCACUCCACCACGCUGCCGUACCUGGUGCCCGUGGAGGAGGGCAUCCUCCUCAACGGCUCCGCACACUCGCUGUCGCAGUCGCAUUCGCAAUCUCAGUCGCAGUCGCAAUCGCAAGCGCACGGACGCGAUUCGCCGCACAGCCUGACGGUGAGUAGCAGGGAUUGGGAGCGGGAUGCGGACCGGGUGAACGGAACUAAUCGCCACUGGGUGCAGGAGGUCGCGUACAUCCAGGAGGCGCAGAGCACGCCCCAGACGCCCACCUCGACGACCACGACGCACUCGGCCAGCGGCGGCAGCCUGGGCACGGGCGGCGGAGGCGCCUCCCCGGACUCCGACCAGAGUACGCUCGGCAACAGCAACAAGAUUGCCUCGGCAACGAUCAAGUGGCUGUCGCGUAACUACGAGACGGCGGACGGGGUGAGCCUGCCCAGGAGCACGCUGUACAACCAUUACAUGCAGCACUGCAGCGAGCACAAGCUGGAGCCCGUGAAUGCGGCCAGCUUCGGCAAGUUGAUACGCUCCGUGUUCUCCGGACUGCGCACACGUCGCCUGGGCACCCGCGGCAACUCCAAGUACCACUACUAUGGCAUCCGCAUCAAGCCCGGCUCGCUGCUGAACAGCCAGGCGAUGGACGACAAGCAGAUGCUGGCCGGCGGCUAUGGGGCAUCCCAGGACGGCACUGGCGUCGGCGGACCUGGCUCUGGAGUCCUGGUCAGCGUGACCAGCAGCACCGCCGGACAGUUGGGCGGCUCAAACGGACACGGACACGGCGGCGGCGGACAGGGACAGCGGCACAGCGGCGGCACCAAGAAGCACACCUUCAAGCCGGAGACCUACGAGGCGUGCAUUCAGUUCAUUGGAGAUGGCAGCAGUGCCCUUCCCUCAUUUCCGGCCAUCGAGCUGAACCACAGUUUCAACAGCGAGCUGACUUUGGAGGACGUGGACACAUUCCGGGCCCUGUACCGCGAGCACUGCGAGUCCUUCCUGGACGCCGUGCUCAACCUGGAGUUCAACACUGUGGAGUUCCUGCUGCGUGACUUCUGGCGGGCCAGCGACAACAACAACCUGGACGAGUGCGAGGAGGAGAAGUACUUGAGCAAGACGAAGCUGUAUCUACUGUGCCACUGCGCAGAAGUGCAGAAGUUCGUGCGAGAGGUGGACUAUCAAUUCUACCAGAACACCGUCGAUGUCAUUAUACCGGACGUGCUGCGCUCCAUACCGAACGCCCUGACCCAGGCCAUCCGUAACUUCGCCAAGAACCUGGAGAUCUGGCUGUGCGAGAGCAUGCUGGGCGUGCCGGAGCAGCUGGCCCAGAUCAAGACUAGUGCCGUGUCGGCCUUUUGCCAAACGUUGCGGCGCUACACCUCGCUGAAUCACCUGGCUCAGGCCGCUCGAGCAGUGCUCCAGAAUGGCGCCCAGAUCUCCCAGAUGCUCAGCGAUCUAAAUCGUGUGGAUUUCCACAAUGUUCAGGAGCAAGCCGCCUGGGUGAGUCAGUGUGCCCCCGCCGUGGUUCAGCGUUUGGAGAACGACUUCAAGGCCGCCCUGCAGCAGCAGAGCUCCCUGGAGCAGUGGGCCAGCUGGCUGCAACUGGUGGUGGAGUCGGCCAUGGAGGAGUACAACGGGAAGCCGACGUACGCCAGAGCCGCCCGCCAGUUCCUGCUCAAGUGGAGCUUCUACAGCUCCAUGAUCAUCCGGGACCUGACGCUGCGCUCCGCCUCCAGUUUCGGCAGCUUCCACCUGAUUCGCCUGCUCUUCGAUGAGUACAUGUUCUACCUGGUGGAGCACAAGAUUGCCGAGGCACAAGACAAAACUGCCAUAGCAGUUAUCUGUGAACGGAUGAAAAAGGACAUGGACUUCGAGUUCGAGUGCCAGUUCGCCUACAUCACCAGCGACACGGAGCAGCAGUCGACACCCAGUUCGGCCAGCAGAGGCGGCGACGUGGGCAUCGUUGGCAACAUCGGCAACGAGGCCAAGCGACUGAAGCAGGAAUGAGGCCCCAAGAUGUGCAUGUGGCUCCAGUGACUGGCAUUGAGCGGAGUAUUUGUAGUGUUUAUGUAAACAGUAAUCGGUGUCCCCAUCAGUGUGCAUCCCAGCCCCUGUCGUCACCAGUCGUUCAGCUCUGCAUUUAGUAGUCGAACCGUGUUGUAUAUCCGUAACCUUACCGUAUCCGUGUGCUAGUUUUUAGUCCUAGGUUCCCACACAACCAGCAUAGUCAGUCAAAAUUUUAGUGGUUAGUUUUAGGCAGGCUCCGAACUCGCGUACAGUAAAAGCACUCUUGGACAGACACGGAACUGAAGAGGUUUAUAAUUUAAGUAACAUCAACUGCUUAAAUUUGUUAUUUAUUGAAUUAAAAAAAAUGUUCCCCUUAAGGGAAAUGUUUACGAUUUGUUGAAUCGAUUGUUCGGUUUGAAAAAAAAAACAAUUUAUUGUAACAUUAAGCACAAUUUCCGGUCACAAAAAAUUGUAAUAAUUUUGUAACACCCCUGAACUAUGAGUGAAGAAUAGAAAAAACCAAUUAUUUGUGUCCGAAGGAGUAGCUGACCGUCCAAGGGAGCUUUUUACUGGAAAAUUUCGAGUAUCGGACUGCCCCCGCAUUGAAGUGAAGAGCCGUCCAGAAAGCAAGCAAGUUGAAAGCCAGGUCGGCAAAAGCGCCUGGCCUUGCUUGCCCUGAUCUGUAUUCGAAGGAUACGUUUUAGUUUAAGUACAUGUGCAUUAAUAAUUGUAAUCAACUGUCUACGAUAACGAUGGGUUCGGAGGUGGCAUCAGUUUUGUCUGGUUUCAACAAACGAUCUUGUAUAUCAUAGCGUACGGCGCACGGCGCACCCCACACACAUAGUCCUAGCACCCACACACGCACUCAGAGGAAUUAGUCAGGGGUCUUGUAGGUUAUAGCGAAGGAACACAGCCCAUAGCGAACAGCUUGCUCAAAUUCAAAAGGAACACCCAGCUCAAAACUCAACCGUAGGCUAAGAAAACAACAGGCCUUAAAUGUGCAAAGAAAGAUCAACACUCAAUUUUGAAACAAUACAAUUUACCAUACCUAUACAUAAACUAUAUAUAUAAAGAUACAUAAUUGUAUAUGUAUAUUUUAACUACAAGGAAUCAUUUUAUUAUGAAACAUGUAUUUUAACAGAGGCGCUUAUCAGAGUAUUUUAUGCCAUUUUGGGCCAGAGUACAAGCAGCAAGCGAGGCAGAUUUUUUAAGUCAACUAUCUAGCAUUAGCCAACUGAAGGGGGUGCGAUGUGCAGACCACCAUCUGCAUCGACCCCCAACUGUCUAGUCCUAAAGCACACAUCUGAACCAUAUGCUCUGUACGGCACAAGAAAUCGACGAUAAUAACUAGAACUCCUUUCCAGGGAGCUGGUUCUGCUCAAAUGCAAAAUGCUUAUUUAGCAUCUAAGUUCUAUUGGUUGUUGAAAAGUAAAAGUAAAUCGAAAACUGAAAUUUUAAAAUGUCAAAACUAUUUAUGUAUGUGAAAUAAAAA